CAUGUCUGCCGAACUCGCCGUUGUUUACGCCGCUCUCAUCCUCCAGGAUGACAAUGUUGAAAUCACUGCUGACAAGCUCCAAACCCUUGUCAAGGCUGCUGGUAUUGAUGUUGAACCCGUCUGGUUCAGCCUCUACGCCAAGGCUCUCGCCGGUCAGAACUUCGGUGAGCUUCUUAUGAGCGUUGGUACUCCCGGUGCUGGUGGUGCUGCUGCCCCUGCUGCUGGUGCCGCUGCUGGCGGUGCUGAUGAAGCUCCCGCUGAGGAGAAGGAAGAGGAGAAGGAGGAAUCUGACGAUGACAUGGGCUUCGGUUUGUUCGAUUAAACAACAACAACGUUAUUCCUGUGAAAUAAAACGAGCGUAUAAACUCUUGUUGUACCGUGCGCAAAAAAUAUAACUCCUCGUCUUUUUUUAAUGUUG
This is a messenger RNA of Radiomyces spectabilis, 418 nucleotides long. Its product is annotated as 60s acidic ribosomal protein-domain-containing protein. Gene Ontology annotation, cellular component: cytosolic large ribosomal subunit; ribosome. Gene Ontology annotation, molecular function: ribonucleoprotein complex binding; protein kinase activator activity; structural constituent of ribosome. The transcript is spliced from 3 exons. The record is from RefSeq and is a predicted model, not a curated record. The annotation marks the transcript as partial. Gene Ontology annotation, biological process: cytoplasmic translation; translational elongation. NCBI's taxonomy places the organism in Eukaryota, Fungi, Mucoromycota, Mucoromycetes, Mucorales, Radiomycetaceae.